Messenger RNA from Entamoeba dispar SAW760, 879 nucleotides. RefSeq lists its product as uncharacterized. Lineage: Eukaryota; Evosea; Mastigamoebida; Endamoebidae. Bases 1 to 879 code for a protein of 292 amino acids. The transcript is spliced from 2 exons. The record is from RefSeq and is a predicted model, not a curated record.
AUGCAAGAUAUUCCUAAUAGAGAAUCACCAAUAUUUAAUGAAAUAGAUAGUACACCAGAAGAAAUAGGAGAUUAUCAUUUAAAAUUAUGUUUUUGUCCUUUUUGUCAAUCUGGAAUUAAAUCUAUGGGGUUAGAUAAAAAAGAUAAUAAAAAAGUUAUUUCAUGGCAAUUAUUAUGUCGUUCAAUUUUGUAUUCUCUUUCUAUUGUUAAUGCUCCUCGUGUUUAUUUCUCACUAAAGAAAGAUAUUUAUUGGUGGAUUGUUGAUCACUGGUAUUGUUUUGGUUCAUUACAACAAUUUAAAACAUCUCCCUCAAAGUGGAAAAAGUCAUUAUUGGAUGCUCUAAGUCAUUCAUCAUUUUUUGAGUCUGGAACAAUCACACUUAAAAAGACAGGAAUGUGGAAGUUGAGUCAUAUCAUUGCUCCUUGGGAGGACGAUAAACUUUCAUCAACUUCUCUUUUUCAUUCUAUUUCAAUUCCUCAACAAUCACACUUACUGUUAUCUCUAGGACCUUUAAACGACGUUCAUGAACCCAAAGAAACAACACAAAAAGAUUUGGGUUUCAAAGUAUUAAUAGAAAAUACAAACAUAAACACUCAAAAUAAAAUUAACACUUCCUCACAAGAAAAAACUACAAAAAGUGGAAAAGAAAAUAAAAAUAUUAUUCGUUCUCAUUGCAUUGAAGCAAUCAAAAAAUAUCAAAUAGCUUAUGAUGAACUUGAAAAUGAAAUGAAAGGAAAUACACUUGAUGAUGUUACAAUAAAACAAUUAAAUGAAAUUAAAGAAGUAACAAAAAUGUCUGUAUCAUUAUUAAAUAUGUUAGAUUCUAGACAAGAAGAACAAAGUUCUAUAUUGAUUACCAAGGUAUUAGACAAAAAAUAA